CUCUUCCAGAAGAAGAACGUCAGUGUGUUGCUGAGCCUCUGCGUGCUUGCUUCCUGGGGGGUCAUCCUGCUGUCGGCUCGCCUCUACUGGAUGGGCAACAAGCCUCCCAACUUCUCCAACUCUGACAACCCGGCCGCUGACUCGCCACACUUCCUCACUCGAACCCUGACGUUCCUCCACCUGCCGGUCGCCAACGCCUGGCUGCUGCUCUGCCCCGACAGGCUAAGUUUUGAUUGGUCCAUGGACGCUGUGCCCUUGGUCAGGUCCUUGGCUGACUGGAGGAACCUUCACACUGUUGCCUUUUAUGGUGGAUUCGUCCUCCUGGGUUUGUUUGGCCUUCAGGGCCCCACCUCUAAAGCCAAGGAGACCAAUGGGAAACCCUAUGUGGCUAAUGGGAAAUCAAUCACUAAUGGGAAUGGCUGCCAUGCCCCCGACACGAACCAUAACACAGAUCAGGGGCCGCCAAAGACCACCCUGAACGGGUCAGCAGGACCCCACCAAUGCCCCCCACGGGCGACCCUCCCCCCCACACAACACCUAGUCCUGUUUUCAUUAGGCAUGCUCUCAUUGCCUUUCAUCCCCGCCACAAACCUCUUCUUUUAUGUAGGUUUUGUGAUUGCAGAGAGGGUGCUGUACAUCCCCAGUAUGGGCUUCUGUUUACUGGUUGCUGCUGGUGCACGGACAUUACACAUCAGACUGAGGACUAAAGGCUGCAGGGCCUUACUGAUGGGUCUCUGUGUGGGACUAGUCCUGCUGAACGGACUCAGGACGGUUCAGAGAAACAGGGACUGGAGCAACGAGGAGAAUCUCUACAGGUCAGGGAUCGGUGCCAACCCCGCUAAAGCCUGGGGAAACUUGGGGAACGUUCUAAAGAACCAGGGCAAGAUGGCGGAGGCGGAGAAGGCGUACAGAAACGCUUUGCACCACCGAGGGAACAUGGCUGACAUGCUGUAUAACCUUGGCUUGCUGCUGCAGGAGAACGAACGUCUUUCUGAAGCGCUGCAUUAUUACAAACUGGCCAUUGGGAGUCGGCCAACACUGGCAUCAGCCUACUUGAACACGGGGAUCAUCCUGAUGAACCAGGGCAGCCUGGAGGAGGCCAAGCGCACCUUUCUGACCUGUGCUGACAUCCCUGAUGAGAACUUAAAGGACCCCCACGCCCACAAGAGCUCCGUCACCAGCUGCCUGUACAACCUGGGAAAACUGCUCCACGAACAGGGCCAUCAGGAGGAGGCCCUGUCUAUUUAUAGGGAAGCGGUACAGAAAAUGCCCAAACAGUUUGCACCACACAGCCUUUUCAACAUGAUGGGAGAGGCAUACAUGAGGCUGAGCCGGCUGGAGGAAGCAGGCCACUGGUACAGAGAGUCCCUCAGGGUGAAGCCGGACCACAUCCCUGCCCACCUGACGUACGGCAAACUGCUGUCCAUCAUGGAAAUACAGGCCAGUCUGAAUGAGGCAGCAGAGAGACAGUACGAGCGAGCAGCAGGCCUCAGACCAGAUUACCCGGCUGCUCUGAUGAACCUCGGGGCCAUCCUCCACCUGAACGGGAAGCUUCCGGAAGCGGAGGCCAACUACCUGCGUGCUCUCCAGCUGAAACCUGAUGAUGUCAUCACCCAGUCCAACCUGCGCAAGCUGUGGAACAUCAUGGAGCGGCAGGGGCUCCGGGUCAGGGGGGGGGCCCGGGGAGCAGGGGAGAGACCUUCUAACUGAGAGCUGCUCUGUUCUCUCUGUGAUGACAGUGUGUCCUCCAGGCAUUUACAGGACAAUAUAAUGAAAGAGUUGGAGGCUAAACUCUCUACAAGACGGGAGAAACUAAUCUUUUAUGAGAUCUGACCUGUGAUCGUUGUGGAAGACAGCUUAAGGCUUGGCAUGUUUGAGAUUCAAGUGUAAAGCGCUGAAUGGUCAACAGCAGUCCUGAUUGGUGGAUCAAACCACUGAUAUUACUUACUGAUGUUAAGUCGGCAAAUAACUGCAAAGUCCAAAAGAAAACGUUUUGAGAAGGAGCGUCUCAAAAAGCAGCUGAAUAUUACUUUAAUAUGAUAAAAAAAAUCUUGCUUUUGUUUUAAAGCACUUAAUUUGAAGGAGGAUGUAGCAAACUAUUUAAAUAAUUUCCGUGGAAUGGGUUUGGAAGUGGUCAGCACUGAUGAGUGAGUGAUGCCAGCUGGUUGUGUUAAAAGUGAAAUCCAACAAUUUCAAGCAUCAAGUCUUAUUACAGGUAAUUGUGAAUACUUUCGCAUUUAUGAAAAUAAUUUGUAAAAGACUGCCGCUUCAGAGGGAGAUGUCUAAAAAAUUGCCUCAAGUGAUGUCACUUUCUGUACAAGUUUCAAAAAGGCAAAAUAAAGGAGUUGGAAACUGAUCUGUAGCCCACUCCUCAUCUCAGCCCAAUGCUAGCUGCUAAUACUCUAACACGCCUGAAUCUCUGACGAGUUGCAUUGUGGUUGAUAGGCACCGGGUUGGAAAUCGAUUUGAAACUGUGCAUCGUGAGUUUGACAACUUUAGAGCGCAAUGCUAAAUCUGUUGAGAAAUCUUGAAAAUAAUCAAACCCUGAUUGAUACCCUCAGGGUGCUCUUGCCAUAAACAUAUACCAUUCAAACAGUAAAUGCAUAACAAUAAAAGCAUGCUAACGCUAAGGCUUGUUCAGGUACCUCCCUCUAAUACAGUGCUGUAGUCACUCGCUUAAACCAAUAAAACACCAGGUUAAAAGAUGAAGCAUAGCCAAUUCCCAUUGUGUUGUCCGAGUCACUGAAGAUUGUUUGCACCUGGUGCAUUGUAGAUGCUUGUGACUGUAAACAUGUAAACAGGUCAAGAGGAAACUCCUCAGCGGUGCCAAAGCUUGAACUGAGUCUCUAUGCCUCUCGUGCCAAGCAAGAACUGAAACGUGUCGUGUUCCUCGUGUCGAUGUUUCAUUUCCUGUGAUCAAAUGAUCAGACUUAAUUUAUUAAUACAUGUUAUUUUAUGUGAAAAAGCCAACACUGUGCCGUGGCUGUCACAGUAGCCCACCCUCUCUUAUGUCCCCAUGUAGAUAGGCUACAUGACAUUUACAAUAAAACGUGUUAUUUCCCUCUGCUCAGGGACAUCAGGUUGUGGUUCCUGUCCCAGAAUGCCUCUGUGACACAGAGAGAGCUUCUUAGAAUGGUGUACAGUGUUUUUUGAUGAUUGUGAUAUUUGGUUGAAUUAUAGAACAUGUGUAGCUGGAAAUGUGUUGUGUUUUGUAAAGAAGAGUUUUCUGUAAUAAAAACAUGACUUUUGCCGUCAGCAGUGUGAUGUCCUCAGGCAGGGCCGGCAAUAGACCUUUGGGGGCCCUAAGCGAGCUUUGGCUUUGGGGCCCCCCUCACUCUAGCGCAUUCUCACUACA
Notothenia coriiceps (black rockcod) is the source of this 3355-nucleotide messenger RNA. Its product is annotated as transmembrane and TPR repeat-containing protein 2-like. The annotation marks the transcript as partial. The transcript is spliced from 9 exons. The record is from RefSeq and is a predicted model, not a curated record. Gene Ontology annotation, cellular component: endoplasmic reticulum membrane. Gene Ontology annotation, biological process: protein O-linked glycosylation via mannose. Gene Ontology annotation, molecular function: mannosyltransferase activity; protein binding. NCBI's taxonomy places the organism in Eukaryota, Metazoa, Chordata, Actinopteri, Perciformes, Nototheniidae.